Cynara cardunculus var. scolymus (artichoke) is the source of this 1344-nucleotide messenger RNA. Its product is annotated as protein SRG1-like. The record is from RefSeq and is a predicted model, not a curated record. The coding region runs from base 91 to 1158 and encodes 355 amino acids. NCBI's taxonomy places the organism in Eukaryota, Viridiplantae, Streptophyta, Magnoliopsida, Asterales, Asteraceae. The transcript has 3 exons.
GAGUAGUAGCAAGUUGUUUCUUAUAACUGUAUGUAUGUGUGUAUGUAAACCACACCAAUAUAUGUAAACACAUAGCAGAGAAAAAAGGUUAUGGAAUCGAAGAGAACAAGUAUGGGGGGUUCACUCUUGGUGCCUAGUGUACAAGAACUCGUGAAGGAACCACUUAUAAAGGUUCCAACCCGAUACGUUCGCUCCCAUGAGGACCUUCCGCCCACUUCAUGUUUGUCGUCUUCACUAUGUGAAGUACCCGUCAUUGAUAUGCACCAUUUAUUAUCUAAGGAUUCAACUACUCAUGAAUUGGAAAAGCUACACCUUGCUUGUAAAGACUGGGGUUUCUUCCAGAUGAUAAAUCACGGGAUAAGUUGUUCACUGGUGGAGAAACUGAAGGAAGAAAUACAAGAAUUCUUCAAGUUGCCAAUGGAGGAGAAAAGUAAGUUUUGGCAAAAAGCCGGAGAUUUUGAGGGAUUUGGACAGAUUUUUGUGGUGUCGGAGGAGCAAAAGCUUGAUUGGGCUGACCUGUUUACCUUGCUUACCCUCCCCCGUCAUUUUAGGAAGCCACACUUGUUUCCUAACCUACCUCUUCCAUUCAGAGAUGCCCUAGAAGCAUACUCAGCAGAAAUGAAGAACAUUUCCCUCACAACUCUCAUCUUCAUUGCAAAUGCUUUGAAAAUGGAGGUUGAGGAUAUGAAAAUAUUAUAUGAUGAAGGAACACAAUUUAUGAGGAUGAACUAUUAUCCACCAUGUCCAGAGCCUGAACAAGUUAUUGGGCUGAGCCCUCAUUCAGAUCCUCUUGGAAUCACAUUCCUCCUCCAAAUCAAUGAAGUGCAAGGUCUCGAAAUAAAAAAAGAUGGCAAUUGGGUACCGGUUAAACCUCUCCCUAAUUCAUUCAUCGUCAAUAUUGGGGACCACAUGGAGAUCUUGUCAAAUGGAAUAUAUAAAAGCAUUGAGCAUCGAGCAACUGUGAACUUGGAAAAGGAGAGGCUUUCUAUAGCCACAUUUCUCGGGCCUAAAUUGGAUGGGGAUUUGGGACCAGCACCAAGCCUAAUCACUUCCGAUACACCACCAAGAUUUACAAGAGUAAGUGGUAUGGAUUUCUACAAGAACUUCUUUUCGAAGGAACUUAAGAGCAAAAGAAACCUUGAGCAAUACCAUAUAUGAUUGAUAGUGUUUACUAUCCCAUUGUACUCAUAAUGAUGCCUAUAUAUUGUAACAUAGCAUGACCAUGUGAUUUGUCUAUUUAGAAUGUUGGUUAUGAUUUUAACUGAAGAUGUGAAUAAAUGAAGGAUAACUGAUCUUUGGUUUGAGACUUUGAGGGGAAUAUAAUGAUCUACAAAUUGAUCGCUA